Coregonus clupeaformis (lake whitefish) is the source of this 755-nucleotide messenger RNA. RefSeq names its product OX-2 membrane glycoprotein-like. Gene Ontology annotation, molecular function: cell-cell adhesion mediator activity. The coding region runs from base 27 to 755 and encodes 242 amino acids. The record is from RefSeq and is a predicted model, not a curated record. NCBI's taxonomy places the organism in Eukaryota, Metazoa, Chordata, Actinopteri, Salmoniformes, Salmonidae. The transcript has 3 exons.
UCUCUAGUGACUAUAAGAGAACUCACAUGUUCACCAUGUCUCCUGCACUCUACAACUACCUGUUUAUUCUUCUAAUAGUCCUCCCUAAAGGGCUCUCUCAGUUGGUGAGAACACAGCAGGUUGUCACAGCAACCCUGGGAGAAGAUGCAAUCUUAAACUGUGAGCUCAAGAAACCCAAAGACGUGCGGCAAGUCACCUGGCAAAAACUGACAAGUGGAGCGAAUGAAAAUGUGGCCACCUACAGUAAACGCGGUCCCAAUGUCAACCCACAUUUUAAGGGGAAAGUGGAGUUUGAAGACGAGGGUCUGCAGAACUGCUCUAUCAUCAUCAGAGGAGUGUCAAGAGGAGACGAGUCCUGCUACAAGUGUCUGUUUAACACCUUUCCAGAUGGAGCUAUCAGCAGCAAGACCUGCCUCCAAGUCAAUGAGCUGUAUGGACCCUCACUCCUCAUCACACAAACCAACAACAGUCACACCACUCUGUCCUGUUCUGCUACUGGACGACCUGCUCCUAUAGUGACCUGGGAUGACAUGAUGAUGGAACAUUCCACCACGGUCGAUGUCACCCAUCCCAAUGGAACUAUCACUGUGACAACUACUGCAACAGUGGCAGUGGCCAGUCUAACUGACAAAGAGGUUAGGUGUGUUGUGUCACUGUCCUUCAGUGAUGUCACCAAGAAUGCUUCCAUGGUGAUUCCAGCUAGGGAUCAAGCUUCAAUUACUGGUGAGAAAUGGUUAGGGAUUAUACCUCCAUAA